AUGGAACCCACGGCGGGGUGGCCGGCACCGAUGCAUCAUGCAGCGGAGGACACCGGUCGCUGCACCCCCCCGAACGUACGUUCGACAGGGGAGGGGUCGCGCCUCAGGACGCACCAAUCGGGGGCGUCGGAGCCGCCUAGCGAAGGGGACGGGGGCGCGACGGCACGGUGGCAGCCGGGACGUACAGGGAGAUGGGGCUUGCCGCCAAAGCAUCGCGGGGGGGGCAGGCAGCAAGGAGGGCAUAGUGCAGGUCGCACAUCCGGGCGAACUGCGGUCAGCGUUUGGUGCGAAGAAUCACGGGCCGGCAAGGCGGCUGGGAGAAACCACGGCGAGCAAGGAGGGAAACCGCACUGUAAAGAAGGACGAUGGGGAAAAGAACACCGGGUACGCCGAGAGUCGGCCGAAAGCGAGACAGUGAAGCGAGAUGGCCCCAGAGCGCCUAAGGCUGCGCGUCGGGAGAACCCAGUAUACCCACCCCGGGCCGGCGCCCAGGAGACAACGGUAGCGCGCGUGGAGGGGGUGAGCGGCGUACCAACAACACGUUUAGCACGAACGCGGAGAGUGCCGGGCAGAGCGGGGUCGAGCGGGAGUGAAGGGGGGAGACCGAACACGCCGCGCGAAGCAGAGGAGACGGUCAACCGACAGAGUGCCGAAUGGGGUAGGAACAACAAAGUCGCCCGCUAUGCGUAA
Molecule: messenger RNA, 690 nt
Organism: Knipowitschia caucasica
Lineage: Eukaryota; Metazoa; Chordata; Actinopteri; Gobiiformes; Gobiidae
Source: the annotation of a GenBank genome assembly